AUGCUGUCGUUCUCACUACUGGCCCAUUGGUUGGCCUGCAUUUGGUAUGUGAUCGCUGUCGAGGAGAUUGAGUUGAAUCCCAUCAAUUGGGACGUCGGAUGGUUGCAUCAGUUGAGCAGUAAAUUGGGUUACGAGACGGUCACCAAUAACUUGACGGACUUCUCCUCGUAUAUCACUGCCCUCUACUUCACCACAUCGUCGCUGACAUCCGUGGGCUUCGGCAACGUGUCGGCCAAUACGGACGCCGAGAAGGUCUUCUCCAUCUUAAUUAUGCUCAUCGGAGCGCUUAUGCACGCCGUGGUCUUCGGUGCGUCCAUACCGGUGCCCAAAUGUAACGUGACGGCAAUCAUCCAACGCAUGUACGCCCGUCGCUCCCAAUACCAGACCCGACUCCGGGACCUGAAAGACUUCUUCAAAUUACAUCAAAUCCCGAAACAAUUGCGACAACGAAUGACUGACUACUUCCAGACGACGUGGUCUCUCAAUAAUGGCAUCGAUCACAACGAAAUUUUGCGCGAAUUCCCGGAUGAGUUGCGAUGCGAUGUAUCCCUUCAUCUUCAUCGCGAGAUACUGUCGCUCCCAAUCUUCGAGACGGCUCCCCAGGGGUUCCUCAAACUCCUCUCCCUUCACAUCAAAAGCAAUUUCUGCGCUCCGGAGGAAUACCUGUUGCAUAAGGGCGACGCCCUGUCCAACAUAUUUCUCGUGUGCAACGGCUCGAUGGAGGUGCUGCAGGACUCGAUGGUGGUGGCCAUCCUCGGCAAAGGGGACCUCGUCGGCUGUGAUAUACCCUCGUCGCUGGUCAUCGACUCCGUGAUCAAGUCGAGCAGCGACGUCAAGGCGCUCACCUAUUGCGACCUCAAGAGCAUACACGUGCCGGGGCUGCUGGAAGUGCUCAAACUGUACGCGGAGUUCGCGGAGACCUUCUGCACGGAGAUCGUCCACGACUUGACGUUCAACCUGCGGGAGGGCUAUCAGGACGAGAUGGACGCCGGUAUGCAAACGGCACACUCGCUGACACUGCCGUCCAUUUCGGAGGACGACGAGGAGCACGACGACGAGGACGACGAGCGCGAGGGGCGCGACGACAGCGACGAUAGCGGUUCGCCGCCGCAGUCGCCGCCGGGCGGGUCGUCGGCCAUCGCCUUCAACAACACACACGCCGUGUGGGAGUCGAAGACGAACGCCGAGAACGCGCCGAUACUGUCCGCCCGGAGGGCUCACAUGACGCCCAGAAUUAAUUUCAUCAAAAACAUCCGCAUGUCGUCGUCCAUGUCGUCGGCGGACAGCGUCGACGUCAGGGAUCAGCUGAAGAUCACGCAGACGGGCGUCGAAGAGCUCGACACUAAGCUCUCGACGCUCACCGAAGACGUGGACAAAGUGAGUCACGACAUGAAGACAAUGAUGUUUAUACUGCAGAAGUUAUACCAUUUAAACGAGGAGACCACGCAUCACAUCGACACCAAUUUGAAUCAGUCGUUGGACUCGAUGUCCGCGAAAACGGCGGUCAGAAAUAAUUUAUGUCAACCAAUGCUCAAAGAGACGCAGCGAUUGUCUCUCAACUCAUCCAAUAUAUGCGGAUCGAAAUACUUCAAUAAGACCUCUUCGGGCACACAAACGGACAGAUCUCUAUUGGAUGACCUCUUAUGCAAGUGGGCGACCACCGACUCGGGCUCACCGCCACCCAACUCGGGCUACAGUUCCAGCUCGUCGCACGAGGAGAGGAUGCGAUUCAUGACAGGCGUGAGUCACUGCUCGCGCAUAGAUGUGGACAACGAGAGCAUCUCGGAUGACAGUGUGCUGAAGAACUCGCUGACCAUCCAGAGUCUCGCCUCAUCCCGAGAUGUGUCGCCCUAUAAGCCGUCGCGAAACAGUUGGAACACAGCCUCCACCGAGAAUGUGGUCAGUCCUCUGCCGCCGUCGCCACGACCCCCGACCACCACCGCCACAGCCGUCAACCUAAUGCAACACCAAUCCAGUGAUACACAGACUCAGUGCACAAUUGUCAACAUCGAGGACAACGUGAAUUUAGCCCACAAUCAGACCAAUAGGAUAAAGCUGUCGACGGAGCUAUAGAUAACUGAAAUUGAAAAUUGUUUUUUAGAUGAAAUUUAGUUUUUUCACAAAACCUUUUUGCAUUCAUGGGUGACAUAAGUUAUAUACUAUUAACUAUCGG
Oppiella nova is the source of this 2173-nucleotide messenger RNA. The record is from the annotation of a GenBank genome assembly. NCBI's taxonomy places the organism in Eukaryota, Metazoa, Arthropoda, Arachnida, Sarcoptiformes, Oppiidae.